Rubroshorea leprosula is the source of this 379-nucleotide messenger RNA. Lineage: Eukaryota; Viridiplantae; Streptophyta; Magnoliopsida; Malvales; Dipterocarpaceae. The record is from the annotation of a GenBank genome assembly.
GUUCGUCCAAUUUCCAGUGAGGAGUUUCCUUUUUUUGUUUUAUUUUUAUUUUUAUUUUACCUUACUUUCUCUUUUGUUGAUCUGUUUAUGGAUGAUGUAAAUGAGGUUCAUUUGGGAGAAAAAGGAGAUGGGAAAGAAGAUUUUGAAGAAUUUGCCCAACCCAAUAACGCUGCAAAGUCUUCAAUCACGACUGCAAUUCAAAGGUGAUGACCUCCGAUUUGCUAUUUUGAAGAAGACGAUGCAACGUGGAUUUAAAUCAUUAAUGAAGUCCUCACACUUUAUAAGAGUUUCACACAAGUCCUAAGUUUUUUUGUUUGAAAUGGUCCAUGUGAUAGAUUUGUAGUAAAUUGGUAAUGUUUAAUAAAAAUUUAUUUAUUUA